GAAAGAAUUCAAAACUACAGCAAAGGUUACAGAAAGAAAAAUACAUUAAAAUGAAAAAGGAGCUAAAAGCUAAAGAGGCUGGAUUGCUUGAAUUAUUUGAUACAAUGGUCAAGUUAAGAGAAGAAAUGAUAAACGAUGGAAUAAAAGACAUGGAAAUCAUAGAACAGUUAAAACUACUGGAUGCCGGAUGUCUUGGAGAAGGAGGAGAUCUGAAUUCAGUAUUUUCCAAAUGUUUUAGUGUUACACGAGUGGAAUCAAAAUGUCUUUCAUCACUGGAAGCAAAGCUUAAGUCAGUCUCAUUCACACCUUUUGAUUUCUGCCGAAAAGCUGUUGACAUAAAUAAUAAUCUUGUUUCUACAAUCAGUAGUAUUGAUCAAGAAAAACUAAAAGUAUUAGACAGCGAUAUUCUAAAAGUUAUUGAAAAUUUGAAGAAAGAAAGCCGCUCCCUGUCAUUUUCACUGGAUAAAAUAAGAAAAUCUCAUGCUGAAACCAUGAAAGAAGUACUUGCAAAUAUAUGUACUUUAAUCCAAGAGAGGGAUUCGUUGAAAGAGAGCAGCACAGAAAACUACAAAGAACAGCUUACAAAACUUGAGGAUGAGAAAAAUGCCAUAAUUGACAGACUUAAGAAAGAAAUUCUAAAAGCCAAAAAUGCCCAGGCUGAAACAGAGAAUGCGUUACAUGUAGCAUGCCUUAAAGUGAAAGAAAUGGAAUCUAAAGUUUCUUCACAGGAAAUAAGGAUAAAAUCAUUUUGUUCUAAAAUGAUGAAGUUUGAAAAUCUACUUCGUGCCAGAAACCGUGUACACAGUUUGCGAUUAAAUAAUGUGAUUGGAACUUCAAGAAUGUUAAAGGAAGAAAAUGUAAUACUUCAACAACAGAGAGACAAUUUGCAUCAAAGGUGUGAAGAAUUGAAAGGCAUUGUGAAGAGAAAAGAAAAAGAAAAUCUAGAUGCUUUAUACAGACAAAAUUCUAAAAUUGAUCAAUUGAAUGCAGCUUUAAUUGCACAAAGGACUGAAAAGCAAAAAUUACAAAGGGAGCUAAAUGCUGCCACUGAGUUGAAGAAUGAAAUGGAACGAAAGCUUCAAGCAAUGACAGAAGCGGCUAAUGAACUUGCAUUAAACCCACCUUCUGAUGCUGGAGAUUCUAAACCAACACAACAUGAGGAAGAACUGCAGGAAGAACUGAGAAGCACACGGGAGCUUCUGGAGUCUACUCAACAAGCACUGGAAGUACUUCAGCAGCAGAAUGCUGAUACUGAGCAAGCAUUGAAAGAUGCAAAGAAAAACACCAACGGUUCUGAUGAUAAAAUGGAACUUGAACUGAAGGAAAGUAGAAAUGUUAUUGCCAGCCUCAACAAAACUCUCAAAAAUGUAUCUACUGAAUCAGAAAAAAAGUCAAAAACAAUAAAUGAAUUAAAGCGAAAGCUCCAAGAUAUGGAACAAAUGUUUUUGAAGCCCACUGACUACAGCAAGGUCCAUGGAACAGAAAAUAAGUAUAAGAUGAUGCAAAUGGAAGCUAUGAUAUCGCAGCUGAGAGAACACAAUUCUGACCUCCAGAGAGAAAAGCUUGAACUUCAGUCAGAGCUAGACAAUAAAGAACAUAAGGAAGGUGAGCAAACGAAAAUUAUUGAGGCCAGAGAUGAUAUAAUACGAAAACUGAAGAUAAAGGAAAAGAAGCAGGCUGAAAAAAUUUCUGACUUAUCAUUUAUAAUUCAAGAGCAUGAAUCUGCUAUAUCUACAGUACAUCAGGACAUUUCAGCCAGCAGUGAAUCACAGGACUUAAAGAAGCUGCUUGAAGUCAGACAACUACAAGUGUUACGGCUUGAAAAGCUAGUUCAGAAGCAAGAGGAGCAACUGAAUAAGUGGAGCCUUCAGAGAACAAGACAUGAGGCACGUAUUGCGGAACUAGAGAAGGCUUUACGGGAGAGGCAACGAAUAACAAAAUUCCCUUUUUCCUGCGCAAGUUCUACUCCAGUUAAAUGAGACAAAAAUAUAACAUUUUCUCCUCAAAAACUAUGACACAAACAAGAAAAAUUAUGUUAGGUGAUGUAAAUUAAAAUAACUGUGGC
This is a messenger RNA of Schistocerca cancellata (South American locust), 2065 nucleotides long. RefSeq names its product cingulin-like. Bases 51 to 1979 code for a protein of 642 amino acids. The transcript is spliced from 13 exons. The record is from RefSeq and is a predicted model, not a curated record. NCBI's taxonomy places the organism in Eukaryota, Metazoa, Arthropoda, Insecta, Orthoptera, Acrididae.